Messenger RNA from Colletotrichum graminicola M1.001, 441 nucleotides. Its product is annotated as hypersensitive response-inducing protein. The record is from RefSeq and is a predicted model, not a curated record. The transcript is spliced from 2 exons. NCBI's taxonomy places the organism in Eukaryota, Fungi, Ascomycota, Sordariomycetes, Glomerellales, Glomerellaceae. The coding region runs from base 1 to 441 and encodes 146 amino acids.
AUGAAGUUCUCCGUCAUCCUCUCCUCUGCCGCCGUCGCCGCCGCCGCCGCUGUUAUUGACAAGAGCAUCGUCAAGUUCAGCGUCUCUGACUUCGGCGCCGGUUGCCUCGGCCACAGCACACAGUGCACCAUCGGCUUCAACGUCUCCCGGCCCGAAGAGACCAUCGGCGUUCAGUGCGCGGCCCGUGUCUCUGCCAUCCCCGGCGCCGGCGGCCCCAACAUUAUCCCCGAUAUCAAGGGCGCCUCAUGCACAAACUCCACCCGCACCUUCGACUUCGUCCGCAACGACGGUGCCGCUACCCUCACCGUCUACCAGCAGGUCAGCCGCCUCAGCUUCCGCACCGGCUCCCACGUCCUCCCCAGCUCGGACUUCGUCAUCACCAACGAGCCCAACGCCUGGGUCGAGAGCUACACCGGCCCCAGCGCUUUUUUCCUCGAGUAA